This is a messenger RNA of Chara braunii, 6502 nucleotides long. The record is from the annotation of a GenBank genome assembly. Lineage: Eukaryota; Viridiplantae; Streptophyta; Charophyceae; Charales; Characeae.
CGACGGACUCCAGCGGCGUUGUCGGGGGCUACUGGAGAGUGCUGGAACGAGAGAGAGAGAGAGAGAGAGAGAGAGAGGCGCUCCGCUGUAUCCAACGUCAGCUUCGUCUCCCUCUUCGUUCCAUUUGCCUGCGAUCAACGAGCUCUCUCUAAUCAUCUCUACUCGCUCUGCGUCUCUCUCUCUCUCUCUCUCUCUCUCUCUCUCUCUCUCUCUCUCUCUCUCUCGUACGCUUGCUCUCUUUUCUGUGCUUUCUUUUCCUUCCUCGCACUCUUCUUCUCUUUCGUCGACUCUCUCUCUCUCUCUCUCUCUCUCUCUCUCUCUCACUCUCUCUCACUCGGUGUAUCUCUGUGUGCUUUCUCUCAGUCUCCUUUUGCCUUUCUCUACCUCAUCGCUGCGCGCCGUUCCUUUGCUGCUACUGGCAGCUCGGCUGUCGACAUCGACGUAAUCGCACCUUCGCUCUGCUGUGCCGUGCUGUGGUCGGCCGCAGAUCUUUACCAUCCAAGGGCGUUCACCUGACUUUCCCUGUACACGUGGCGUGUUGCUACAUGUCGUGUCGUUUCUUCCCCUCUGUCAUCUUCCUCCGACCCUUCUCAUCCGUCUCUUCACCCCCGCCUCUCCUCUCCUCUUGUAGAAACACUUCUGUUUGAUCUCGCGAGCGAGUAUGGUUUCGUGCGUCUCUCCGUUUGUAAUUUUCUUGAUUGGACACGUGGCGCAGUGACGGCCAUCCGUUUGGCGUCUCAUGGUGCACCAGCAUACUGCGCCAGCGGAGAAGAGCUGUCUCUUUCCGUCCGUCGCCGCCCCUCCUUCCCUCUCUUGUCCAAGCAGCUAAGCAAUCGGUGGGACCUGAUUCUUCUCGGAAGAUUCAGUGAACUUGCCGAUGGCCAGUUGAUUGAUACCAAUUGAUCGAUCAAUCAAGCAAUCGAAGAGUCAGAAGGGUGAGGAGAUUAAUCACACGAUCCAUCAAUCAGCGAGUCGGAGGGAAGAUCGUGGCGGGCCCUGAGGACCGACAACGGGCGGGGGCUGUUGUCAGAAUCGCUGUGGACAAGACGGAGGGAAGGCCACGGGAGGGAAGGGGAGGGGAGGAGGGGGGGCGGGAAAAGGGGGGGGGGGGGGUGGGGGAAGGCAGGGGGGGGGGGGGGGUGUUAUCAAAUUGUGGUGCGGCCCUUCAGGUCCUGGUAUGGUGGAUGAGAAGCGAGGCCCCGUUGCCGUCAUUUCCAUGGCGCCUAGGCUUGCGGGAGAGAGGGAACAGCUGCUCGGUCCUCGCGGUGACAUGGAGGCUCAAAUGAAGAUCAAUCACCAAUCUCCCUCGGCCUACAACAGCGGGAGGGAGGCCCUCUACUCAGUGUGUUCCAGCUGGGCGUCAAGAAAAUUCAUGAGCGGCGUUGUGAUCUUGUUCCCAAUCGCAGUUACCUGCUACAUUGCUUGGUGGUUUUUGACUUUCUUCGAUGGGUUUUUCUCACCCCUCUACCAGGCUAUGUUUGGAUUCCAUGUUUUCGGACUGGGAUUUGUUACGUCAAUGGCUUUCAUUUUUCUUGUUGGCAUUUUUGUCCACUCGUGGAUUGGCGCCUCGGUUCUUUGGCUUGGAGAGUGGUUGAUCAAACGCGUUCCACUUGUGAAACAUAUCUACUCAGCCUCAAAGCAGAUAAGCUCAGCGAUAUCGCCAGAUCAAAACACGCAGGCCUUCAAGGAGGUUGCUAUCAUCAGACAUCCGCGAGUUGGGGAGUACGCAUUUGGGUUCAUCACGUCGUCGGUGACGUUGCAGAGUGAUGCAGGAGAGGAAGACCUCUGUAGUGUCUAUAUCCCUACCAAUCACCUUUACAUUGGGGACAUCUUCUUGAUACCCACUCAAGAUAUCAUAAGACCUAAUCUUUCGGUUCGUGAAGGGAUUGAGAUUGUUGUAUCGGGAGGCAUGUCAAUGCCAUCGACGGUACUCUUGUCCGACCGAAGAAACUCUCCCAUGGAGAGAAUGAGAGGGAUACGGGCGCCUGAAGGAGCUGAGAUCUCAGUUCCAGUACGCAGUGGUGUGGGUCCAGUGACCACUGACAUCCAUGGUGCUGAUGCGGUUCUGCCAUGCAGUAAUGUGGGACAUGGGUCUGCAACCCUGUGUGAAGACAUUGACGGUAUAACGCCGUGCGAGACAUAGGCUUAUGACCGGUGCCAACCGGUUGAUCCUGCACAAGGUGAUCGAACACCGUUGUUUCACUAUUUGCAGCAGUGGCAGAGGGAGCAGCAGCGGGAUGCAAUCGGGCAUGGCUGGCCUGCCUCUGUGUCUACAGCGGUGCAUACUCCCCACAUCAUGCUACUGAAUCAUUUGAUUUUAUGGUCGCGACAGCGAUGAAGCGGAACCCACACCCUGCGAAGGAAGUACCUUACGGUCUUCAAGUUGCCCACACUGGUCCUGAUCCAAAGGGGCAGCUAGAUCUCAGGCAAGCAUUCUGAUCACAAGGUGGACAGGCAUAGCUCCCUCUUUGUGGAGAGAGACUGCUUAUCUCACUGCUGUCCCAGGGAUGAUGCAUUCAUCGUGCCAUCGUGCCUUGUGCAUUCUCACUAUCAUACAAGCGAAUUGCUUUAUUAUACAGUCGCUAUGGCAUUGGAGCAGAACCGUCGCUAUGGCAUUGGAGCAGAACCCCCCGCCUUAGGCGACGGAAGUACCCUAGGCUCUGCAAGUCGCCAUACGGACCCUGGGGGCAAAAGAACAACUAGAUGUUCAGACAACCAGUCUCUCCGUGACGGGGAUGGGCAUACGGGCUACUUUGCUGUUGUACUAGUGAUCAUGCAUUCGUCGCUCUUCGUGGGUAGCACUGCAAGCUACCGGGGUACGUAAAUGCAUGUCAGGAGGUUUUUCAACCGUUUUGUGUGCACAAUGGUGAUGAGUGGAGGGACUGCACUCUAUAUGCUGUACACUGAGGGAGGGAGUGAUUGAUCCAGAAGACUAGCAUUGCUUCGCUCAGUAUACACAGAUGCCGUUCGACCUGUCUUGUGUUCUUUAGCGUGCGGGAAACACAACGUGACAUCCAAGGGGUGAGAGCAGUCGUCCGUCUGUAAUUUGUCACCAAUCUUUUCUCAUUCUCAGUGAGAUCUUCUAGUUCAUGUGACUUGUGCUCGUUCGGGGGACAGACAUCUCUGAUGGUUGUGUGCCUUUGAGAUGUAUGCGAUAUUGGUUUUCUAGUUCCUGUGACUGGUGCUCGUUCGGGGGCCGACAUCUCUGACAUUGGUUGGGUCCCUCUUAAGAUGCAAACGAUAUUAAUUCUCAUGCUAUGGUCACCGGCCUCGUAAGAUGCAAGCGAUAUUAAUUCGCAUUGUAUCUUAUGGUUGGGAGGAGGAGGGGUUGGAAAAGGGGGAAUAGUGGUGAACUAAUGACUAUAAUCAUAUAAUGAGUAUAUAUGAAGUACUACUACUAACACUAGGGGUACUAUUAGUCGUGCAGCGUUUGUCCGGCGAGGAAAGAUAGAAGAGACGAGGUCUCCCGCUGUUUAACUCUUUGUAUGAAUUUGGAGGUGUGACUUCCAUGGUCAUUUGUAUGUCGAUAUGUAGGGCGAGCUACAGCGGAUGGAGAAGCGGCAGAGUGAAUGACUGGCAGACAAGAUGGUAGCGAUGGACUGCAGGGGAAUGGAGUGAGGAGAGAAAGAUGGUAAGCAUGCCAAGUCAGAAGAUCAUACUUAUACGAGCAAAAAUUGUCAAGUUCUCCACACGGCAAGAGAUGGUUGAGGGCUCCGAGAAUAUGCGAUUCCACACUUGACUGUGUAGAGUCAGGGGGGGCAAUGCGGAGUGGUUUUGUAGGGAGCAAAGAUCACACAUGUGAGGAUGGGUCAGUAUGCGAUGCAUGUCUGUGUGGCUGAAUGCGGCAUGGGUGCGGCGUGGGUGAAGAGAUAAGGUAUGGUCAACGGGACUGCGACUGCGAAUGGAGGGAAAGGGAAGGGACGGAAGUCGUACAUGUGUGGGUACAUGCGCUGCACUAGUACGCAGGGCUGCUUUCACCAGGGUUACAAAGGCAUUGGGAUGGGAAAGCGGGGGAGGGAGGGUGGCAGCAGCAAAGAGUGAUGAUUUUUUUCUUAUUGUUUGUUUGGUUUCGCUUUUUAAGUUUCCUUGGAAGUUUCUUACGUUGAUCGAAAGCAAUUUCAUUGGAGUAGAUUGUUUGUUUGGGGUACUGGAGGAGUUAGUACGGGUGUGACACUUCGGUGGGGGCUGGCUGGUUCAUGAAGUGGUUCUGAGGGAGGAGGUGGUUGUGUUGGGAGGUGUGAAAGUAGUUCUGGCCGUUUAGUAUUCUUUGGAGAGAGAGCUUCUGAUUGAGAGGUGCAGGCAAACACUGAUUCCGCUGGUAACCAGUGUCUGUUGAUCGUUGAUGUAUCGUGAUUUAUCGUUGAUGUAUCGUGAUUUGUAUGUCCCGCAGAAAUAGGGAACAGAGCGCAGCGUGCGUUUGUUGCGAGGGACGAAAGAGUGCACGGGAGGCGUCGGCCUCUUUCUGUUGCUUGCAGCCAACCUAGUCCCCCCCCGAUGGGAUGGAAAGAGUUCCCCAUUGGGGGAGGGAUUAUUAUGGCCAGCUAUGGGUGUGAGUCCGUGUGACUGAAGACUGUUUGAUUUUGAAUUGUAUGGACUUAGCGGCGCUGCCUCGUUGUGUUGUUGCUGUGCGUAUAUCUUAAGCAAGCACAGCUCUGCGUUAGCUGCUACACAGCGCUGGUGGUAAUGCACAUCGUGAGCAUGUGAAACAGUGGAAAUCAAACAGUGGAAGGUCGAUUGUGAUUGUGGAAAGCAGCCAAAGCUCAAGGUCGAUUGCGCAGUGGAAAUCACCAGCAUAGUCCCUUCACUGAGAAGGCAAGCACGCUUAUGGCGUUCGUUGUAUACAGGUCUGCAGUUGCAGCACAGAUGUAAUGGGCCCUCGCAGUCCAAGUCUGCGGCCAUGCAACUCGUAUACAGGGCGGGACACCAGUGGCAUGGAAAUUCACUGUGCCCUGUUGUUGUCGAUUACCUAUCUACAAAUGCCCUCAGAAAUUUUGAUAUGGAUAUGGUCUGCCUCUUGAUCAAUCAAUCCGUUGAGACACACGGAUGCAGAUCACGCGGCUGCUGUACAAUCUAUAAGCCUGGUAAUGUUCCUCAAUUCUGUCUCCUACCUUUCUGCCUCGUCUCUCUUGUUACUUGUUUGCAUCUUUGCUCUCUCUCUCUCUCUCUCUCUCUCUCUCUCUCUCUCUCUCUCUCUCNUCUCUCUCUCUCUCUCUCUCUCUCUCUCUCUCUCUCUCUCUCUCUCUCUCUCUCUCUCUCUCUCUCUCUCUCUCUCUCUCUCUCUCUCCUGGGGUUUGAUUUGCCUGGCUCGCCCGCUUUGUGCUAUUUCUGCUGAUUGUACAAUUUCUCUUGGCAGCCCCGCCUUUGUACGCUGCUCGAUUCGGCGUGUAAUUUGCAUUGCUGUCUCAGAGAUGUGAGCGUCGGCAGGAUGGCAUGACAAAUUAUGGAUUGGCUGCUUUAGUUGCAACAACAACUGGGCAAGAUCUGCACCUUGAUUUCUUCCCUCCCCUCGGCUCUGCUCGCUGGCAGCGUCAGAUGCGACGCCUGGGGAGCGAUUCAAUAUGUGUGCUUGAUGGGCUAUAUGUGUUUGGUUUGUGUUUGUGAACGGCUAUGAGUGAGCUGAAUGCCGGAAAUCUGCAGCCUAAGAAAUGUGGUCAGACUGCAGUUUGCUACGCGUCUCUUGCUAGGGAUAGUGAGGUUAGGUAGCAAAAUUUGUGUUCAUUACUUGAAAGAAAUCGUUGGGCGUAGAGUUGGGAGGGGUGGGCAAGGGAUUGCGCAGAUGGUAGAAGAAACUGCUGUUAGUUUCGAAGGUAUCGUUUUAUUUUGUUUGUGGUGGCUUUGGGCGAGGGAUUAGGAAGGGGGCUGAUCGUAACGAGAGAGGAAGAUGAGAAAUUUGCCGAGCCAUCAGCCCGCACAGCGGGUAGGUUAUACCCCCAGUUUUAGGGCCGUUGGCAGAAGGGCGGUUAGGGUGGUUUUUUUUUUUUGGGCUGGAUUGAAUUUGCGCUUGUUGCGGCAGCUGCAGGCCCGUUGGCGGUUCGGGUGGGGUCUUUUUUGGUUAUAAUGUUUUGUGGGGUUUCGCGAGGGGGUUGUGUUGUGAAAAGUCGCAGCGCAGUUUUUGUAGUUUCAAUUUUUUCAAAUGUUUUUUGUCAAUUUUUUAAAUUUUUUUGGAAGGUGACUGUGGUGUUCGUGUCCGUUGCAUGCAAGAAAAAAGAUUUGCAGGUGUCAAAUUUCACCACCACCCCUCUUUUCAUGGGGGUUCAUCGCAUUGUUUGGUUGGAGGCGGCAAGCACCAAGUGUGUGAGCGAGCGAGCGAGCGUUCGCAAAGGUGAUGGCUGCUAUACUUGAUCUGGUCUUACACUGCUACCAGGUUCAUCGCAUUUAUAUAUAUGUACAUUCAUUGCUUGUACGUUGUAAACCAAUCUCGAUUUUGGUAGUCAGGAAUGUGAUUUGGAAUCUUAGAUAAAAUACGAUCGAGUCUCAUUUGAGAUAAAUACAAUACCGACAG